Cariama cristata (Red-legged seriema) is the source of this 3186-nucleotide messenger RNA. Its product is annotated as nesprin-2-like. The annotation marks the transcript as partial. Gene Ontology annotation, molecular function: protein binding. The transcript is spliced from 19 exons. NCBI's taxonomy places the organism in Eukaryota, Metazoa, Chordata, Aves, Cariamiformes, Cariamidae. The record is from RefSeq and is a predicted model, not a curated record.
ACUAAGGCAGUGAUUCUUAAGAGGUGGCAAGCCAUGUACUCCUUAAUCAUCGAUGUCGGGGAGAAGUUGCGCACUGUCUCUGAUCCCGAGACCAACGCAGUUCUCCAGGAGGAGCUCAGCCAGUUACAGCAAAGUUGGGGGGACACUCAGGUUCAGCUGGAGAAGAAGAAGAUGCAUCUCAGCAGCACCCUACAGAAUUGGGACUGCUGUGAAAAGCAAACUAAGGAAUUAAAAAGCAGGCUGCAAGAGCUGAAAGAGAAAAUAAAAGAUCCACUUCCAGUUGAACAUGAAGAGCUCUACAAAGCCAAGGAACACAUUAAGGAGCUGGAGCAGUCGCUGGCAGACUGGGCCCACAACAUGAAGGAGCUGCGGGCCAUGAAGGUGGAGCUGGCUCCCUGCAUCCUCACCGAGGACAUGAUGGUGCUCGAGGAGCAAGUUGAACAUUUGCACAGGCAGUGGGAAGAGCUCUGCUUGCGAGUGUCUCUGCGUAAGCAGGAGAUCGAGGACAGGCUCAAUGCCUGGAUUGUGUUCAAUGAGAAGAAUAAGGAGCUGUGCUCCUGGCUGGUACAAAUGGAAAGCAAAGUAUUGCAGACUGCAGAUGUUAGCAUUGAAGACAUGAUAGACAAAUUGCAGAAGGAUUGCAUGGAAGAAAUAAACCUGUUCAGUGAAAAUAAGCUUCACUUGAAGCAAAUGGGUGAUCAGCUAAUCAAGGCUAGCAACAAGAGCCGAGUUGCAGAAAUUGGUGAUAAACUCAACAAAAUCAAUGAUCGCUGGCAGCAUCUCUUUGAUGUCAUUGGAGCACGGGUGAAGAAACUGAAGGAAACAUUUGCUUUUAUACAACUGUUGGACAAAAAUAUGAGUAACCUUCGCACGUGGUUGGCCCAGAUUGAGUCUGAGCUUUCCAAGCCUGUUGUUUAUGACAUCUGUGAUGACCAAGAAAUCCAGAAGAGACUGGCAGAACAGCAGGAUCUGCAACGAGACAUAGAGCAACACACCGCAGGCGUGGAAUCUGUAUUUAAUAUUUGUGAAGUCCUGCUACACGAUUCAGAUGCAUGUGCUAAUGAGACAGAGUGUGACUCCAUCCAGCAGACUACCAGGAGUUUGGACAGACGGUGGAGAAACAUUUGCGCCAUGUCAAUGGAAAGACGAAUGAAAAUCGAGGAAACCUGGCGCCUGUGGCAGAGGUUUUUGGACGAUUAUUCUCGCUUUGAAGAUUGGCUAAAAUCAUCUGAAAGGACAGCAGCUAAGCCUAAUUCUUCAGAGGUUUUGUACACAUAUGCAAAGGAGGAGCUGAAGAAAUUUGAGGCAUUUCAACGGCAAAUUCAUGAGCGACUCACUCAGCUGGAGCUGAUCAAUAAGCAGUACAGGCGCCUUGCCCGCGAGAACCGCACCGACUCAGCCAGCAAGUUGAAGCAGAUGGUACACGAAGGCAACCAGCGCUGGGAUAAUCUCCAGAAACGAGUCGCUGCCAUUCUGAGGAGACUCAAGCACUUCACCAAUCGGAGAGAUGAGUUUGAGGCCUCGAGGGAAAGCAUCCUUGUUUGGCUCACAGAAAUGGACCUCCAGCUGACAAACGUGGAGCACUUCUCAAAAAGUAACUUUGAUGACAAAAUGCGCCAGUUAAAUGGUUUCCAGCAGGAAAUAACACUAAAUACCGAUAAGAUUGAUCAGCUAAUCGUUUUUGGGGAGCAGUUGAUUCAGAAGAGUGAACCUUUGGAUGCUACCCUCAUUGAAGAUGAAUUGGAAGAACUUCAUCGAUACUGUCAGGAAGUGUUUGGGCGAGUUGCCCGGUUCCAUGAAAGACUGACUUCAAGGCAUCCUGGAUGGGACGAUGAAAAAGAGACCUCUGAAAGUGAGACAGAUCCAGAAGACUCCAGAGAAAUCCAGAAUGAUCCCUGGCAUGAGACGGCCAUCAGCGAGGGGCUGUCGUCACAGUCCCUUUGCCAUCUUACGGCCCCUACUGAAGGUCAUGAAAGAUCAGGCUGUGAAACCCCUGUCAGUGUUGACUCCAUCUCACUCGAGUGGGAUCACACAGGUGAUUUGGGAGGUUCUUCUUCUCAUGAAGACGAAGACGCAUCAUACUACAGUGCUCUGUCAGGAAAGUCUGUUUCAGAAGCUCAUCCUUGGCAUUCUCCAGAUAAUCCAGUCUGCAGGAAACAUCAAUACAACCAGGCAGAGAUAGUUGAAAAUGUGUCAUCUGGUCCGGAGACAAGUACUCCCUAUAAGCCAGACUAUGUGAAGCAGCUCAGCUCUGCAAGCAGCAGCAGCCUCAACAAGGAGAAAAUUACAUCUGCUUACAGGAGCGAUGAAGAACCUCAAGAUGACCAAGAGCUUGCAAACAUAGCAGCUUUGGAGAAGCAGUCAGGCAUUAUUGGUAGGUGGGAGCUCAUCCAAGCUCAAGACCUCAGAAAUAAACUUAGGAUGAAACAGAAAUUGCAUCAGUGGCAGCAGCUGAACUCAGAUCUCAGUGACGUCUCUGCUUGGCUUGAUAAAACUGAGGAAGAGCUGGAAGAGCUGCAAAAAGUGAAACCUCCAAGCAGCAUGAGGGUGUUGGAACAAAGGGUCAAGAAACUGAAAGACAUGCUUAAAGCAUUUGAUAACUACAAGGCAGUGGUGCUUUCCGUUAACCUGAGCAGCAAAGAAUUCCAGAAAGCGGAUAGCACAGAGUUCAAAGAGCUUCAGAACAGGCUUCGGAAGGUGAACUUGCAUUGGGAGAAAGCAGCUCAUGCAUUGGACAACUGGAGGAAAGGAUUGCAACAAGCCCUACUGCAUUGCCAGGACUUCCAUGAUCAGAGCCAAAACCUAAUGCUGUGGUUAGCAAGUGCUGAUAGCCGAAGGAGUGAAGCACAAAUCACAGAUCCAAAUGCUGAUCUGAAUACAAUACUGGAAUGCCAAAAGCAGUUAAUGCAACUGGAGAAAGAGCUGCUGGAACAACAGCUUAAAGUAAACGCACUUCAAGAGCUCACUGCUAACCUGCUGCUUAAAUCAGACAGUGAUUACAUUGAAGCUGAUGAGAAGGUCCAUGUAAUUGGAAGGAAACUGAAACGGCUUGUUGAACAAGUUUCACAUAGCUUAGAAACAAUACAAGGAAAUCUGGAUACCAAAACGUUCCUGCGAGUUCCAGAUGACUUGAACUCAGGAGCCUAUAAUCCAGUCACAGUGAAAUCCAGCCCUGCUGUGAAGAAG